CCGAUUUGGUCACAUGAUACGGCUCCUUACUUCCUGUCGCGAUGUGUGUAAACAAUGCACAUGGUACCUACUGAAUGUAGCGAUAUAAUCUGAAACCGUGUCGCAACGAUGGUGAAGUGUAUGGUUCAGAGUUGUAGAAACCACAACAAUGCGAAACCGGGAGAGCUGCGAAAAUGCCCGCGCAAAUUUUUCAGCUUCCCAAACGACAAGGCCCGAGUGAAAGUAUGGCUGGCAGCUUUACGGGAGACUGAGCGCGAAAUCCCUGAGCACGUUCGGAUAUGUGAAGAUCAUUUCCUAACCCAUCACAUCACACCCAAUGGCAUCAGCCCGGACGCGAUUCCUAUCAUGCCCCCUUUAGUCGAUUGGAGCUCGGGUGAUGAGCGAGAUGAGCCUUUCAAAUGUGGAGUGGCUGGAGAAGAUAGUAUUGAUUAUGAUGAGUUUGAUGAAGAGCAUGAUGAAGACAACAGUCUUGCAGAUGAUGGAUCAAAUCAUAUAAAUAGUGAUGUCCAAGGAGAACAUCCCAGAAUUUUACCUAGCAGCUACAGCAACAACAUAAACAACUUCAAGCGACCAAGAGUUUUAAACCGGUAUCAGUCUGAUGUAGCUCUCGGACACCUGACCAAACGCUUCAUGCAGUUACUUCUCGCAGCGCCAAAUGGGGUCCUUGAUCUCAAUGAGGCUUCGCAAAAACUGGGCACAAGGAAGAGGCGGGUGUACGACAUCACCAAUGUGCUUGAUGGCAUCCAGCUGAUCAAAAAGACGUCUAAAAACAAGAUCCAAUGGAUAAGUUCAGUACCAAUCAGCUACUACGGGAUUACACAGCCACUCGAGACAAAUGCUGAACUGCUUAAACUAAAGUCAGCUGAGGAGUCGCUUGACAGGCUUAUCAAAGACUGUGCCCAACAGUUAUUCGCCCUGACUGACCUCAAAGAUAAUGCUGACUCGGCUUAUGUGACGUAUGAGGACAUCUGUCAGAUUGGAGUUUUCAGAGAUCAGACUAUUAUAUCUGUCAGAGCCCCUGAAGAGACCAAGCUAGAGGUGCCCACUCCCACUGAGAACUCUAUCCAGAUUCACUUGAAGGCUUGUCGGGGUCCCAUUCAUAUACUCACCUGUGAGACCGAAGGGUCAAGCGAUGCCAUGGAUUCAGCAAACAAAGAGUUAAAGCUUGCAAAACCAGGCUGCUUUCUAACACUAGAGGAGAGCCGGAUACACACAAAACCACUUUUACCAGAUGUUUCAAGCAGUGUAGCAGCUGUACAGAGUGCAUGAGGACCACAGAAACUACAAUGGAGUUUUUGCUUCACCGAGACAACGCCAUCUGAACUGACUUUGUUGCCCUUAUUGACUCUCCUAGGUUUUUCAGAUUCUGUUAAAAAUAAUUUUGCUUUGUAAAUAUGAGUAUUUUUCUGUAAGUAUUAUGCUGACCAACUAAACUUGAAUGUAGUUUUUGACGAAAGUAAAUUAGCCUGUCCUGGGCCAUCUGAUAAUGUAAAGGAAUUGAAUGAAAUUCUGGCACUUUUGGACCUUAUGUUUCAGUAUGGAAAAAUGUAUUUGUUAAUAGAAUGGUUUAUCAGUUCAAGGGAUAGUUCACUCAAAAAAUUGAAACUCAUGUCAUCAUUCUGAACACAAAAGUCGACAUUUUGAUAAAUGAUGCUAAGCACACAUUUGAUGGUACUCAUUGACUUCCAUAGUAGGAUAAACAAUUACUAUUGAAGUUAAUGGGUACAGUCAACUGUAUUCUAACCAUAAUUGAUCAAAAUAUCUUUUGUGUUCAGAAUGAUGAUAUCAGAAUGAUGAUGUUUUAUUUUUAGGUGAACUAUCUCCUAAAUGUAACUUUCAAAUGUGUAAUAACUGUGAACCAUUUAAGAAUAACAGCUGUAACAUUUUUUGUCAUAAUUAUUUUUAUAAAAAAUAUCUUUAAUUCCGAAAAAUAAACCCACACCAUUUAAAAUGUA
This is a messenger RNA of Misgurnus anguillicaudatus (oriental weatherfish), 1955 nucleotides long. It is a transcript of the gene e2f6, whose product is annotated as E2F transcription factor 6. Gene Ontology annotation, molecular function: DNA-binding transcription factor activity, RNA polymerase II-specific; protein dimerization activity; RNA polymerase II cis-regulatory region sequence-specific DNA binding. Gene Ontology annotation, biological process: regulation of transcription by RNA polymerase II. The record is from RefSeq and is a predicted model, not a curated record. Gene Ontology annotation, cellular component: RNA polymerase II transcription regulator complex. NCBI's taxonomy places the organism in Eukaryota, Metazoa, Chordata, Actinopteri, Cypriniformes, Cobitidae.